AUUUGAUCGCACGAGACAAGGUCAAGCUAGCGGCUGUUCGAUGGCGGAUUUGGGACCGUGUCGUCUGCUUACUAAAGAAAUCUUCAGAACAAAUUUGCUGGAGUCAUUAAGCUAUGUGCUCACAGAUUGCGACGGUGUUUUGUGGGCGGACAAUGCCGCGAUCCCAGGGUCUCCUGAGGCACUGGCGGGGUUCAGGAAGUUGGGUAAAAAAGUAAUGUAUGUUACAAACAAUAGCACAAAGUCUAGGAUUGAGUACAUGGAAAAAUGCAAAAAGUUGCACUUUCAAGCAGAUAUGGACGAAUUCUUUUCUACGUCAUACUGUACGGCACUCUAUCUGAAAAAACUGAACUUUGAAGGAAACAUUUACCUCGUUGGUUCUCACGGUCUCAGACAGGAGCUCACUGAUGCUGGGUUUAAUUGCUCUCCUAUCGGGCCGGAUCCUGUCCCGGAUGACUGGAUGAACUGGGCUGUUAACAACAUGAAGCUCGAUCCUCAAGUGAAAGCCGUUGUGGUAGGAUUUGAUGCGCACUUCAACCUCACAAAGAUGCUGCGUGCAGCAAGUUACCUCGCAAACAAGGACUGCCUAUUUGUUGGUACUAAUACGGAUGAACAGUUUCCGUGUGGCAACAAGUCAAUUAUUAUACCUGGCACAGGCUGCAUCGUGCAAGCAGUAGCCACUGCUGCAAGCAGGAAGCCUAUCAUUGUUGGAAAACCCGAGCCCUUUAUGCCAGACUGCAUAAAGUACCGGUGGCCAGACUUGGACCCUGCAAAGACCAUCAUGAUAGGGGACAGGUCAAACACAGAUAUCCUGAUGGGAAAGCGUGCGGGCAUGAAGACGCUGCUGGUAGGUUCCGGUUGCGACAGCCUGGAUGCCGUGCGGAGAAACGUUGCGGAGAACCGCCUCGACAUGGUCCCCGACUUCUUUGUUCCGAAGUUGGGUGACGUUGUAGAGAUGAUGCCAUUUACAUAUUGCACGGGGCAGAACAAGCAGAACGGGUAUGCACCUGACAAGUGCAGACUCUUCCGUCUUUUCAACUGCUUCCUCCUUGGUGUCCUUGUCUGCCUUCACUUCCUGCAACAUCAGACGUGGCGAUUGGCUUGUGGCUUCUCGUGCCAGAAGAAAAAGAAAGUGAUGGCGGUGACCGAGGUGGGUUCUUGUCGUCUGAUGACAACGGAACUCGCUAGAAAAUUAUUCUUGGGAACUAUAAAAUAUGUAUUAACAGACUGUGACGGUGUGUUGUGGACAGAUCAUGUUGCGAUACCUGGAUCAAUUGAAGCCAUAGCACUGUUGAGAAAAUUAGGUAAAAAAAUCAGGUUUGUCACCAAUAAUAGUACCAGCUCAAGAAGCCAGUAUAUAGAAAAAUGCAAGAGACUACACAUGGAAGCAAAACCGGAAGAAUUCUUCAACACUUCAUACUGCACAAUGUUGUAUCUGAAGAAGAUACACUUUAAAGGGAACAUCUACUUAAUAGGGAACACCGGUCUCUAUGCUGAGCUCACAGCAGCAGGGUUUAAAUGCACAGAACCUGGACCUGACCCCAUCCCGCCACACUGGAGAGAGUGGACAGUACAGGAGAUGAAGCUGGACCCCGAGGUAAAGGCCGUAGUGGUGGGCUUUGAUGAACACUUCAGCAUGACCAAGAUUAUUCGAGGAGCGAGCUACCUCCGCAGGAAAGACUGUCUCUUCGUGUGCACGAAUUCGGACGAGCAACAUCCCUGUGGCAGCGCCAGUGUUGUGGUUCCUGAGACUGGUUGUAUAGUACAGGCUAUGGCUACGGUAUCUGGAAGGACUCCGACUGUCCUUGGCAAGCCUGAACCUUUCAUUGCUGAGUGUAUCAGAUAUCAAUGUCCAGAUCUGGACCCUUCAAGGACAGUCAUGAUAGGGGACAGGAUGAACACGGAUAUUCUCAUGGGGAAGAGGGCUGGCCUGACAACCAUCCUGGUAGGAACUGGUAUAGAAAAUUUGGAGAGCAUACGACACAAUGUACAAGAUGGAAAGAAGGAUCUCAUUCCAGACUACUACCUACCAAAGCUUGGUGACCUUUUGGACAUGCUCAAGUGAUAAGGCAGCUGGCCUGUAUUAUUCACUUAAAUAAAAAGGAAGCUAGUCAGUACACUGUUAGGGAAUGAAAUGUGAUGUACUAAGGUAUUCCGCUUGCUUGCUAUUUAUUACUUACUGUUGUAUGUGUAGCAAAUAAAUAUCUGUUAUAUGGAACACA
Molecule: messenger RNA, 2219 nt
Organism: Ornithodoros turicata
Lineage: Eukaryota; Metazoa; Arthropoda; Arachnida; Ixodida; Argasidae
Exons: 16
Coding region: 41-2062 (673 amino acids)
Molecular function (GO): phosphatase activity
Source: RefSeq, a predicted model, not a curated record